GCUGCGCGCGCCGCGAGUGCAGCGCGUAGCACUGUUGCCGUCAGUCCCGCUACGAGAGCCAACCGCUACGAAUCCCCGUAGCCGAUCGCAGCGCGCUACGCGUAAUGUUACACCGCGCGUGACUACAAUCGCAUGCCGACCGCCGCUUUACAGUGCCAACAAGUGAUAAACAUAAAUAUAAACAUUCAAAUAGAUCGUGGUGGCGCGAUGGUGGUGCAGAGGUGAGAGCGCACGGCGGGCGGCGCGCCCCGCCGGCGCCGGCGCAUGGCUCUCGCACGAACGCUCAGGUGGCUGGUGCGAUGGACAGCGUGGUCUGCGGUGUGGUCGCUGGGCGCCGGGUUGGCCGGCCACGCUCCGUCGCUGACGCCCCCGCCUUGUCCCAUGCACUGCAUAUGCCUAUCACAGUCACAGGUGGUGUGCAACAGCGCGAGCCUGCGCGGCGUGCCGGCGGCGCUGAGCCCCGGCGUGACGCAGCUGGCGCUCUCCCGCGCCGACCUGCGCGUGCUGCGCUCCGACGCCUUCGCGCACCUGCGCCAGCUGCGCCGCCUCGCGCUCGACGCCUGCAACCUCACGCGCAUCCGCCCCUUCGCCUUCCGCGGCCUGCCCCGUCUCAAGGAACUCUACAUACAACACACCCCCCUCGCCACCGUCGACGCCUUCGCCUUCGCCGCCCUCCAAAACAUCACCUCCAUCGUCCUCACGCACAACAGAAUCGCACAAAUAGAAGGCUACGCCUUCGCCGGAACCAACUUCAUCAAACUAAUCUCCCUGAGAAACAACCCCGUUAGAAAAAUACUCGCCCAUGCCUUCUCCGGGUUAAACGACGUGGCACAAAUCGAACUGCCUUCCGGCAUUAGAUCGAUCGAGCCGCAAGCGUUCGCGGGGCUCGAGAGCGUCGGCGUCCUCGAACUGGCUUACAUGGACUUGCCGGCGCUUCAGCCGGACACGUUUCGAGGAUUGACUCGAGUCGGGAAACUCGCGUUGCGGGAAUCCGAUCUCGGCAUUAUCCGCGUGGGGGCUUUCGACGGCCUGCAGCGAGUCGACGUGCUGGAAAUGUGUAAUAAUAAAAUUGAUAGAAUCGAGGAGCUUUCACUAGUGCAAAAUAACAGCGUAAAUAAUUUUAGACUGACCGGGAACCACAUGUUGGAGACGCCGGAGUCGGUCAUGUUGGAAGUGGGUAACUUAGUGGUGCGCGGGAAUCACCUACCGUGCGAGUGCGGGAGGGACCCGUUGGCGAAUCCGCUGGCGCUGACGCAGGGCUUCGCGGAGGAGAACUUCUGUAUAUCGCCGCUGAAGGUGCGGGGGCGGAGCCUGGCGAGCGCGGCUGGCGCAGUGUGCCGCGGGGAGGCGGGGGGCAGCGCGCGCGCGCGCGCGGCGGCGGGCACGGGCGCGCGCUCGGCGCGCAGCGAGCAUUGCCUCGCGCCGCCGCACCUCGCGCUCUUCAUAACUACCUUCGUUUUCCUCGCCAACAGCUAACCGCCUUCCGUGUUCAAUUAGGUACUCGACUUUAUGUACAUAUUGUAAUAUAAAGUACCUUUAUUAUGGAUGUCAAAUAUUAUGAAAAGGUCCGUUCAUUGAGUAUACGUUGGACCAUGAUUAAAAUUUGCCUU
This is a messenger RNA of Leguminivora glycinivorella, 1610 nucleotides long. Its product is annotated as insulin-like growth factor-binding protein complex acid labile subunit. Bases 265 to 1476 code for a protein of 403 amino acids. NCBI's taxonomy places the organism in Eukaryota, Metazoa, Arthropoda, Insecta, Lepidoptera, Tortricidae. The record is from RefSeq and is a predicted model, not a curated record. The transcript is spliced from 4 exons.